Molecule: messenger RNA, 1507 nt
Organism: Saccostrea echinata
Lineage: Eukaryota; Metazoa; Mollusca; Bivalvia; Ostreida; Ostreidae
Exons: 7
Coding region: 5-1258 (417 amino acids)
Source: RefSeq, a predicted model, not a curated record
AGAUAUGGUUUGGCUCUGUAUUUAUAGAAAUUCUUCCUCUUCCAUUUUCCUUUUUACAUCUCCACAGAUACCUCAACUACAAAGUUAUCUUGGAACAGUGCAGAUUAUUGGAGGUAUAUUCUAUGAUAAUCAUAGUACGACUGGAAAUUCCGAGGUGGUUGUUUAUGAUGAUAACAAAGCUAUCUACAUAGAUCAAAUAAUGGCUUGCGCAAAAGAAAACUUCCUCACAAACAUCCGAUCUUACAACUUAACCAUAAAACACAGCAUGUCUAGAUGUUCUCCAAUCGCUUCUCUCGAGUACAUUGUGGAAAAUGGUGCACCACAACGUUUUGAGACCCCAGCAAGUGGACUCUGCCUCAGUGCACCGUAUCGAACGAUUCAAUCAAUUUUCAUCCGUUGCCUUGUUGUCACAUUACUGACAAAUGACAUUGGUUUCUAUUUUCAAUUCAAGACAAAAGACAUAAAAAGCACGUUUGUGGCUGGGGAUGCUGCAGUAAUCACUGGAUAUUGGAUAGCAGACCAAUCUACACAAUAUUUAACGACAACUGAAACAGAUAUUGCUACGUCUGUGAGAAGUGUCUCUUCAAAUAGCAUCGUAUCUACUUCAGGAAAUCUCACGAAGCUGGAUUUUAAUACGACUUUAAAUGAUUUAAUGACUACUAUGGCAUCUUCAAAUCUUACCGAAAAAACAUUGGGACCUGGGACUACAGGAUAUAUAACAGCAGAUAGCAUGACCUCGUCAGACAAAAUAUCAACUUCUUCAGAAGAAACUGCUGUCGAAACCACGGCAAUAAUGACCGCAAGUUCACAAUUGAUGCUUUCUUCGUUUACAACAGCAACAUCUACAUCAGAGUCAAUAACAGCUGCAUCGUCAACAGCAUACCAAAGCAAUACCACAGAAUACUCAAAUAGCACUACAACAAAUUACAAUGAAGUGGACAUAUAUAGCACACAGACAACAAUAGAGGAGGAAACAAUACUCGUGGGAUCAUGUGUCUGUAAAUGUACAGGAUCUGGUUACAAGUGGACAAAGGAAGAGCUAGCUGAAAGAAUACUCCAAAGAAAAACAGAAUCUCAACUGAUUCGAAAGAACCUCACAGCAUAUUACAGAAGCUUGACCUCGGCAAUUGACCAGCGAAUUUCGUCCCAAUGUAUUGGUUAUAUAGGAUCAGUCAUACUGAUUUCAUUUCUUUGUGUGCUUAUUUUUUGUGAUUUUCAAAGGUUCUGGUAUUUAUUGGUAAAAAGCGAGACAUGUUAAAAUCCGAGCUGAUUCAGUUUAAAUUAUUAUCAUUCGAAUUUCUCUUGCAUUCAUCCUUACAAACAUGCAAUAAUGAGGAGUUAACAUUAAAUAUUGUUUGUAAAUUUGAAAGCGGUUAACGUUGUUAGUUUGCAACAAAGUAUAAUCUAAUAGGUAAUAGUGCUGAUAUGUAACAUAAUCAAUGAACUUUAAAAUGUUCUUUAGAAUUUUAAUUCUGUUAUAAACUUGUAUUGAAAACAUCUACGGUAU